Messenger RNA from Myxocyprinus asiaticus (Chinese sucker), 1979 nucleotides. RefSeq lists its product as uncharacterized. The coding region runs from base 116 to 1390 and encodes 424 amino acids. Lineage: Eukaryota; Metazoa; Chordata; Actinopteri; Cypriniformes; Catostomidae. The transcript has 5 exons. The record is from RefSeq and is a predicted model, not a curated record.
AGAGAGCGUUUAAACCACUGUUCACUUCACUUCUCCACGUGUAACGUGGCAACCGGAGAUGGCAAAGCUCAUCAGCAAGUGAAGCUUAUUCUUUAUUUCUUCAAAUAAUCGCGACAUGGACGCGGUGAACUUGGACAGCAAAGUAGAUCGCUUUAACGGCAGCAUGGAGGAGCAGUACCGGACGCUGGCGUAUGACACCGCGCUAAGUACUUUACUCGCAGUGCUGGUCUACGUGGUGGUGAAGGUGAGCCUGGACGGAAUCCGCCAAUGGCGAGCUCGAAUCUCAGUUUUGAUCGUUGGCUCAGGUCCGAUCGGACUGACCGCGGCGCUGGUCGCUGUCCGCUCCGGGAAGGUGCUGAAGUUGACGGUGCUGGAUGAGCGCUACCGGAGCGCGCUGCUCUGCAGACCCCAACAGAUCGCGCUGGAUCCCCGCAGCGUCCGCUUCCUGCUGGACCUGGGGGUGGAUUUCGACAACAUGGAAGGGUGCUGGCACAACGAGCACUUCUUCACCAAAAUCGGAGUGUUUCAAGAGUAUUUGCUGAGCAUCCUGGAGCAGAAGAAGCAAAAGGUUGAUGUGAAAGUCCAUUUGGGUACAAAGUUUAGUGAAGAGUACCUGAGGAGGAUCCCGAUGGGGGAGUGGCCACGGGUCAUUGUAGUUGCAGAUGGCUCAUGUGGUGAUUCGUGUUCUGUUCUGGGCAUCAGUGCUGAUUACAUUGUAGAAUCAUGUCGUGCUUAUGGAGCCAAUGCCACUAUAGAAAGACUGGACCAGAGACAGGUUCCCACACCAGAGAUCCGAGCUCAUAGUUUAUACUUUGAUCUAUCAGCGUAUGGUAUUGACACUCCGAAAGAACCACACAGCUCCAGCCAGCCUGCAGCAAAACCAGGAUUCCAUCUGAAGAUAUAUGGAACAUUCCGGAACCGCUACAUGGCUCUGGCCUGCACUUCAGGUGCAGACUCCAAAAUGAUGCAUUUCCUGCGCCACACAGCCAACUCUUCUAUCAUGAAGAACAUCUUCCAUCAGUCCUUCAACGCAUAUAAGACAGACAUUGAGUCACGUCUGAGUGAACUCACCCUACAUCACAUGCAGUGCAGUCGGAAGCUGUUUGAGAUCAUGCUGUCAUACAGACGAGUUAGUGCUGCUUACAUUGAAGGAGAUAAUGUUUCAGUGACUGUGGAAGGAGAAGCUGCAAGAGUGCUUAACUUUGACACUGGUUGUGGUGUGAACUUUGGCAUGAGAGGACUGGAGUCGCUCGGAUUGUUCAUUUACAGAACUGCCACGGCACUGGACCAAAAUGAUGUGUUUGAGGCGCUCUCGGCCAAAAUCCAGCACUCCAGACACGUGGCAGAGACUUUCAAGCAAACCGGACUGGCCUCUGCAAUGUUUGAAUGACACGUGCACAUUCGUGUUUGAGUGAGCAGUAUCUGUGCGUGUAUGCUUUGAGAUACAUGAUUAAGAACUUGCAGAAUGUAAUGCUUACAAACUGUGAUCUGAAAAUGUUAUUUAUCUGAUGUUAUUGAACAUUGUGUGUGAUUGCUUUUAUAAGCAAAUGUUGUUUUGAAUUUGGAGUAUGCAUAUUUGCAUUUAAUUUGUGAAGUUUAUUAGUGUAAUGUGAUGGUAAAAAUAGUUCAUGGAACAUUUGUGUGUAUUUUAUUUUUUAAUUAGAGCUGUCAGAAUUAACGCGUUAACGCAUGCGAUUAAUUUAAAAAAGCUUAACACGUUUAUUUUUCUUAAUCGCGAUUAACGCAUUUACCGUUAAUACAACAUAAACGCAUGUUGGGCAGAGCAGAACCUAUGUAAUGUGUCUGCCUGGAGUCAUCAUUUCACUCACUCACUCUCACACACACACACACACACCAGAGCCCAUAUACCAAGGUGUACCUACAAGCUUAGCACAAAAUAGCAUAACGCAACAGUCCGCUACACUCUCUCCUUUGAUAGAGCCGUGGAGGUCUUUAACAGCGAUUUCGUGAUAAAAAGA